GUUCUUCAUAUCUACGGAAUUCCGUCGUAUGUCCUGGUGACCUUACAAGAUCGGUCCGCUCUGACCGAGGUUAAUCGUCCAACCUUUACAUAGAGAAGAUGAUCUGGAAAACUGUUUGUCACUUUGAAAGAAGCCUCCGAGUUCGAAUCUAUUGUUUCAGUUGUUGAAAUGGCAGCUCCGCAAGCAAUUGACCCAGACAUCCUUCCUCGUCUCGAUCCCGAGUACGUUGCCUUCCAUAAUAAAUAUGUUGCUCAUCUCGUUCCCCCUCACUCUCUACCUUGGGAUCCCGCCAUCCGUAAGGGUGACACCGUACCAGGAAGCGCAGAGGUCUUGUCAGUCGGCAGUGUUCAAGACUAUGACUUGACCCACUGUAAGGUACGCGUCUUUACGCCGGAGGGCACUCCUCCCCCUGACGGCUGGCCUGCAUACGUCUGGUACCACGGUGGUGGAUGGACCCUCGGAAACAUUAGCUCAGAAAACGCUUUCUGCUCUCGGCUCUGCAAAGGAGCGAAGUGUGUUGUAGCAUCACCAGACUAUCGCCUUGCGCCAGAGCAUCCUUACCCCGCCGCAGUGGAAGAUUCAUUUGAAACGCUGCAAUGGGUCUUUGAGCAGGGAAAAUCCCUCUUAGGAGUCGAUCCUACGAGACUGGCGAUUGGUGGUUCAUCUGCUGGCGGUAAUCUUGCUGCCAUAAUCUCCAUGAAGGCUGCCGAGCUUAAACCACCUAUCCAUCUGAAGCUUGCACAGCUCAUUGUUCCGGUGACCGACAACACUGCUCUCCACACGGACGAUCGGUACCCAUCUUGGAAGGAGAACGCAAAUACAGUCUGGCUCAAUACAGGGAGGAUGCUCUGGUUCCGUAAUUUCUACAUUCCAAAAGAGUUAGAAAGGACCGAGUGGGACAACUCUCCAAUCUUUGCGCCCGAUGAACUGCUAGCCAAAUCUCCAAAGACCUGGAUCGCGGUGAUGGAACUUGACAUUCUUAGAGACGAAGGCCUGGCAUACGGCGAACGACUUAAGAAAGUUGGUGUGCCAGUCUCACACAAGGUGUAUGCGAAGGCACCGCAUCAGAUUUUGGCUAUGGAUGGUGUUUUGAGUGUCGGUCGCGAGCUCGUGAGUGAUGCUGUCGAGAACCUUGCCGAAGCCUUUGGUACAUUGUGAAUCAAUGGAGUUGCGAGUAUUUUGUACUAAGUAAAGUUGGCCAAUUGGGCUGAAUGUGAUAACGAGGAUGUGGCCGCUUUUUUCGUCCAAGCCUGUGCUAUAGGUACUACUGUCAUCUAGGUCUUUCCUACUGCUCAAGGCGAAUAUUAUUGGUGUGCUACCCC
Molecule: messenger RNA, 1322 nt
Organism: Suillus discolor
Lineage: Eukaryota; Fungi; Basidiomycota; Agaricomycetes; Boletales; Suillaceae
Product: Alpha/Beta hydrolase protein
Exons: 5
Coding region: 169-1158 (329 amino acids)
Molecular function (GO): hydrolase activity
Source: RefSeq, a predicted model, not a curated record